CGCGACCGAAAAAAUAUGCGAAUAUGUUAUCGAAAACAGCAUCCAAUCGUAGCAAAUGAAAGUGCUCCCAAAAGUGCAACAAAUCAUUCAAGUUAGUGCAUCGAAAUUUCCGUCUGGAUUCUGUCCAGCGAGUGUUCGCAUUCUUGGCCCGAUCAUUGAGUGUGUGUGUGCGUGUGUCGACAGUGUCCGAUCCGAAGAGAGAGCUGGGUUGAUUAAAAUUUCCCCUCCGCUGUCGUAGUGUGCGAGUGUUGAUUUCCAAUGCAUUAUAGCUCGCGUUUGAUUACACCGUCGAAUCGCGAAACGCGAAUGUGUGUUGGUAAUAAACAAGAGAGAAACAACACUGACUGACAGUUCGCUCGCUGAGCUGAGCCAGGAGGAAUUUUUUGUAGGACGGUGCUUGGGAUUUUGAUACGCGCAGCACAGAGUCAGAGCAUAAAGAAAACGACCAGCACGGGUUGCAGUUGUGUGGCGAUGUUCGCGAAAUAAAGAAGCAAAAUUUUAUCAUUUCAACACUCUCGACGAGAAACGAGGAGGAAGGGCAGGUUAUAGAUAUAGCUCGGUUUGAAUAAUUAUUUUCCCCUGUAAGAAUUUCGAUUUUGAAUUUCGCGUCCCGCGAGUGCCCGAUCUUGGUGUGAAAGUGACCUCCUGCAGCUGUUUCUGACGGAGGAAAUAUCUGGGCGCGGUACCGUUCUUCGGAGGGGCCAACAGAGGAAGCGCUGGAAGAGUGAGUGUGGAAGUUCGCUGUGGGAGAUUUUCUUGUGAGGUUUGCUGAAAUCGAAUCUGGAAAUAGCGGAAUAUGUGCGAUAGCAGCAGCUGAGUGAUUUCCGAUUAGCAGCAGUAAAGCGACACCACAAAAAAAGAGGCGUUGAGUGGUCUGGAGGGAGCUGCGGAAGAAUAAUACAGAAAAGAAGCUCUACAGUAGUGCGAUAUCGAAGCUCGGCUCAGUGUGUGAGAAGAUAUUUUCUAAAGCUACUAAAAGUUUACGUGAAAUUUUAAUUCUUCCAAAAGCAUUCACAUCUCGUAGAAGACCAAGUGUUGGCAAGCAUUUAUUAGUCAUGGGGAAAUUGCUGAGCUUGUUGGCCCGCGAUGAGUCGACCUGCUGUACACCGAAGACGUACGACGUGUUCCUGGACUUUGAAAAUGCUGCCCCGACGGAUUUGGAACGGGAGGUCUACGAGGAGGUGGACCGUGUGCUGAAGCAGUCCGAGAUCGUGCUGGACGAAAUUCAAUGCUACAAGGGUGCCGGUAAGGAAAUCCGUGAAGCCAUCGCAGACCCAUCGCCCGAGUGCCAGGAAAAGGCGUGGAACAUUGUGAUACCCCUGGUGGAGAAGCUGAAACGCUGCUACGAACACUCGCUGGAACUGGAACGGAUAGUGCCGAUGCUGCUGGGGCAGCUGGUUGGCGGUCGACUCAAUCCCACACAGCACCUGGAAACACAGCAAGCCCUCGUCAAGCAGCUGGCAGAAAUUCUGGAGUUUGUGCUGAAGUUUGACGAGUACAAGAUGAAAACACCCGCCAUUCAGAACGACUUCAGCUACUACCGGCGGAUUGCCAGCCGGCAGCGGUUAGACCACAGCAACGAGCUGAUCGUCAGUACCGAGCUGGCGAAUCGAAUGUCCCUGUUCUACGCACACGCCACUCCGAUGCUCAAGGUGCUGAGCGAAGCGACGUCCAAGUUCGUGCAGGACAACUCCGACAAUGUGGACAAUACGACGGAAACGCUCGGGACGAUGGCGAAGGUGUGCCUGCGGAUGCUGGAGAAUCCCAAGCUACUGGCCCAAAUCGAACGGGAAGAAACGCACCUCCUCCUGCUGCGGGUGAUGGUCGGCCUGGUGAUACUGUACGACCACGUCCAUCCGGUGGGCGCCUUCGCUCGGGGGGCCCACGUCGACGUGAAAGGAUGCGUCCGGUUACUGCAAGCCCAGCCCGCCGUCAAAGCCGAACCCCUGCUCAACGCCCUGCGGUACACCACCAAACAUCUGAACGAGGAAAACACGCCCAAGAACAUCCGGAACCUGCUGGCGGCAUAGAGGUAAGGUUAGGUUUAUUAUUUUUUUAGUUUGUGACCUCUUUUUCGUGGUUCUUGUUUUCUCUAUCGCGAAAUAAUUUUUUUUUUUUCGUUUCGUGUAUAAGGUUUUGUUUAUGUGUUUGUUUGUUUUUAGACGAUUAACUAACUUAAAUCGAAUUAAAAAUCGUAAUAUUAUUUAGGAAAAAGUUAUAAAAAAAAAACUGUAAUUUAAAUAUAAACAAUUGAUGAUAAUCGGUUAAGUGCAUGAGACGUAACAAGAAUAAUGUUUAUCUAGUUAAAAUAUAAUUUAAAAAGUAAAGUAAAAACAUGAAAUGAAUCAAAACAAACCGGAGCAUUGCAUCUGAGUAGUAGAGAUUGUGAUGAACCUAGAAGAAAUAUUUUUCUUCCCUUGUUUUCGUAGGUAAGAGAAUUUCUCUAAAUCUAUUGAUAUGAAUCAUAUGAAGUAUAUUCGUUGCAAAAAUUUAAAAAAAAAUGUAAAGUAAAAAAACAAUAAACUGACAUUUCAGUCCGAUGAUAAACAUUAGCACACUGAAAUGAAUAGUAAACCUAAAAACUUGACAUGUCAACUAUGAAUAUGAGAGCAAGUAAAAUUAUAUCAUCAAUUUUUUCAUCACGACUGUUAUUUCCUAAAUCUGAAUAAUCAAAUUAAAUUUCUUAUUACAAAUCGAACGAUUCAUUGUUGUAUAGAACAAAUAUUUUGAGAUUAUUGAAGUGGGACGCACACUCUUAGGUUUUUUGUGUCGGAUAACCAAAAAGAGCAAGCAAAGAAGUAUAACAGUGUCUAGGACCUAACAAAAUUAGUAAUCUGUUUUCGGUAAAAGUAACACAAACUGCUACUAGGCUAAAAUAAAGGAACGGGAAAUCGAAAACCAAAACCAAAAAAUAAAAAAAAAACUGCACGGAAAAAUAUAACAACCAAAAUGUGUUCCUUUUUACACGACGAAUAUUGGGACAAACUACUUUUUUGCAGUCACAUCAACGAAGCAAACGAAUGUGUAAUUAUCGGAACUGUUUUUUUUUUUCAUCGCGUCACAACCAACCAACAAAUCAAACGAACAAUAGGAAAGCAGUGAGUUAGUUGACUUGCUUUGUUUAUUAAAGAUAAUUUCUAGCAAUUACUAGCAACCAGUGAUACAUCGCGACAUCGUACUACUUGUUUAGUGAGCAAAGUCGUAGGAAACAGAGAAAUUUAUCCGAUAAAUAUUGUAUUUAAACAAAACAAAAAAUGCCGAGCAAAGGUUAACAGGAAUGCAUUUCGGAUUGUGAUGGAAAUGGCAGGAGAUGAGUGCAGAUUAUAUAUCAGAAACCUAUAACCUAAAAAACCGAAGAGAAAUCAGUGUGAGUAAAAUCCAACCGAUCCCAAUUACGAAGAAUGCACACUAAGUAAAAAGCUAAAUACACUGCUAUUACGAUUACACACACCCACACACUAUUAUUACAGAGACGGUUAUUAUGAUUACAAAUUAUUAUUACGAGAGUAGCACUAAGAACUACAACUACAACAUCAACAACAAAACCACAAAACCACAGAAGUAUAAUGCUUAUUUGUGUAAAACUCAACUCUUAAGUUUGAACUGAACUUUUGAAGGCAUACGCGAGAAAGCGAGAGAAAGAGAUGGAUGGUCAAGGAGAUACCAAAGUCGAGAAUAAAAUUCAAACAAGUGAUGGAAGAUAAAA
Ochlerotatus camptorhynchus is the source of this 3706-nucleotide messenger RNA. Its product is annotated as CYFIP-related Rac1 interactor B. The transcript is spliced from 4 exons. The record is from RefSeq and is a predicted model, not a curated record. The coding region runs from base 1056 to 2030 and encodes 324 amino acids. Lineage: Eukaryota; Metazoa; Arthropoda; Insecta; Diptera; Culicidae. Gene Ontology annotation, biological process: regulation of actin filament polymerization. Gene Ontology annotation, molecular function: small GTPase binding.